Messenger RNA from Humulus lupulus (European hop), 579 nucleotides. RefSeq names its product C2 and GRAM domain-containing protein At1g03370-like. The coding region runs from base 7 to 579 and encodes 190 amino acids. The transcript has 3 exons. The record is from RefSeq and is a predicted model, not a curated record. Lineage: Eukaryota; Viridiplantae; Streptophyta; Magnoliopsida; Rosales; Cannabaceae.
UUCUAUAUGAAGUUGUUUGAGGGUGGUGAGUUGGACAGUAAAGUUAUGGAGAAAGCUGGUUGUCAAAACUAUUCCCACACCCCAUGGGAAUCAGAGAAAGGUGAUGUCUAUGAAAGGCAAACUUAUUACAAAUUUGACAAGCGUAUUUCUCGUUACAGAGGAGAGACAAGAAGUACUCAACAAAGAAGCCCCCUUUGUGAUAGAAAUGGAUGGAUUAUUGAAGAGGUCAUGACUCUCCAUGGAGUUCCUCUUGGUGACUAUUUCAAUCUUCACAUAAGAUACCAAGUAGAGGAUUUGCCUUCAAAAUCAAAGCAAUAUCAGCUAAAAGUAUAUUUUGGAAUUGCUUGGCUCAAAAGCACUAGGAAUCAGAAAAAGAUUACAAAGAAUAUCAUUCAGAAUCUGAAUGAUUGCUUGAAAGUUAUUGUUAGUGAAGUUGAGAAGGAGUACUUGGGGCAUUGCAUUAGCUAUGCAGUUGUAGCUUCUGUGCUAUUGGGGUCUGCUGUUUCUCGUCAUUUUUCAGUUUCAAACCCAUUAGCUGCAAGGAGAGAUGCCUUACAGAGCAUUGUUAUUCGCCUUUGA